Racocetra fulgida is the source of this 278-nucleotide messenger RNA. Lineage: Eukaryota; Fungi; Glomeromycota; Glomeromycetes; Diversisporales; Gigasporaceae. The record is from the annotation of a GenBank genome assembly.
UUUUAUGGAAAAGAGUUAUCAGAACGUGAAUUACGUGAUAGUGCAUUAGAACUAACUACCUAUGCCGCUAUCGAAAACAAUAAUAUGAUGUUAGAGCAAGAUGAUAUUUUGGUACCUUCCGACUCAUCAAAUAAUGAGAAACUAGAGAUUGGAUCAAUGGUUGAUCUGUCAAACACAAAUUUCGGUGGGUCGGGUGGUUUAGAAAUGUCUCAUAUUGUAGCACAAGGAAGUGGUAAUAUGGAUUUUGAUCCUAUCGAAAUCGCGGAAAGCGAAUUACG